UGAAUCGAAACUCAAGCUCAAAUCCUUUUCCUGACCAAAACCCUUUGACCCUUUCAGCAGGACACAAUCUCCAGUUUGAAGCUUCUCUCUGUUUCUUCAAGGGAUUAAAACCACUGCAGUCAUGGCUUCCUCCAGCAGUCUCCUGAGUGAAGAUCAGCUCCAGUGCUCCAUCUGUCUGGAUGUGUUCACUGAUCCAGUCUCGACUCCAUGUGGACACAACUUCUGUACGAUCUGUCUCACAGAGUUCUGGGACAGCAGUUCACACUGUCGGUGUCCGGUGUGUAAGGAGGAAUUCCCUAAACGACCUCAACUACGUGUGAAUACAUUCAUCUCUGAACUUGCUGCUCCAUUUAAGAAGGCAGUUCAGGUGAAAUCCAGCAGCGCUGCAGAAAAACCCACACAAUCUGUGGUGCUCUGUGACACCUGCUGUGAAAAGAAAUGUCCAGCCAUGAAGUCCUGCCUGAUCUGUAUGGCCUCUUACUGCAAGACUCACCUGGAACCUCAUGAGAGAAUUUCUUCUUUUAUGAAGCACAAACUGAUGGAUCCUGUGGAGAACCUGGAGGACUACAUCUGCCUGAAGCAUGAGAGACCCCUGGAGCUGUUCUGUAGAGACGACCAGACAUGUGUGUGUCAGUUCUGUACUGAGGGAGAACACAGAACCCAUAACACUGUUCCUAUAGAGAAGGAGAGUGAAGAGAAGAAGACUGAGUUGGGAAAGACACAAGCAGAAGUUCAGCAGAUGAUCCAGGAGCGACUGAAGAAGAUCGAGGAAAUGAAACACUCUGUAAAACUCAAUAAAAAAAACACAGAGAAGGAGAAAGCAGACAGUGUGAAGGUCUUCAGGGCUCUGAUGUGCUGCAUUGAGAGAAGCCAGGCUGAGCUGCUUAUGGUGAUGGAGGAGAAGCAGAAAGCAGCAGAGAUGCAGGCUGAAGAGUUCAUUAAAGAGCUGGAGCAGGAAAUCACUGAGCUAAAGAGGAGAAACACUGAGCUGGAGCAGCUCUCACACACUGAGGAUCACCUCCACCUCCUACAUAUUUACCCGUCACUGUGCAGCCCUCCACACACCCAGGACUGGACUGACAUCACAAUUAACCCUCAUCUGAGUGAGGAGACUCUGAGGAGAGCUCUGUCUCAGCUUCAGGAAACUCUCAGUGAGGAAAUGGAGAAGGUUGAAGAGAUUAAACUGAAGAGAAUUCAGCAAUAUGCAGUGGAUGUGACUCUGGAUCCUGAUACAGCGAAUCCUUCUCUCAUCCUGUCUGAUGAUGGGAAACAAGUGAAACAUGGAAACAAGAGGCAGAAUCUCCCUGAUAACCUAGAGAGGUUUAAUGACUAUGUCUAUGUUUUGGGAAAGGAGGGAAUCUCCUCAGGGAGAUUUUACUAUGAGGUGCAGGUCAGAGGGAAGACUAAGUGGAUUUUAGGAGUGGCCAGAGAGUCCAUUAACAGGAAAGGGGAGAUUACAGCCAGACCUGAAGAUGGAUACUGGAGUGUGUGUCUGAGGAAUGAGACUGAAUAUAAGGCUUGUGAUUCUCCCUCUGUCCCCCUCUCCUUGAAACAGGCUCCUCAGAAGGUGGGGGUGUUUGUGGAUUAUGAGGAGGGUCUGAUCUCCUUCUAUGAUGUUGAUGCAAAAUCUCACAUCUACUCUUUCACUGGUCAGAAUUUCACUGAGAAACUUUAUCCAUUCUUCUGUCCCUGUCUCAGUGAUGGAGGUAAAAAUUCAGCACCACUGAUCAUCUGCCCUGUUCAUCAGAUCUCAUCUCUCAUCUCAUUAUCUGUAGCCGCUUUAUCCUUCUACAGGGUCGCAGGCAAGCUGGAGCCUAUCCCAGCUGACUACGGGCGAAAGGCGGGGUACACCCUGGACAAGUCGCCAGGUCAUCACAGGGCUGACACAUAGACACAGACAACCAUUCACACUCACACCUAUGGUCAAUUUAGAGUCACCAGUUAACCUAACCUGCAAGUCUUUGGACUGUGGGGGAAACCGGAGCACCCGGAGGAAAACCACGCGGACACGGGGAGAACAUGCAAACUCCACACAGAAAGGCCCUCGCCGGGGCUUGAACCCAGGACCUUCUUGCUGUGAGGCGACAGCGCUAACCACUACACCACCGUGCCGCCGUUCAUCAGAUCUAAUCUUUUAUUUUAUUUUAGUGUUCAUGCUGUCUUGCAUCAGAUGGAGUUGUUGCAAGCUUUAAAUGCUCUUACAUCUCAUUUUAAAUGGAAUAUAUUUUGCUGUCUUUUUCCUGUCAAAGUAUUAUGUUGGGCAUCAUGGCAGGAAAUUAAUUUUAUUUCUGAAAUCAUUCUAUUGCAUUUUUUUUAAUUAUCUCAUGGUUUAAGGGACACAGUCUUGAAAAUCAUGGCAGUGUUAAUCAUGGACACAAAGACAAAUCAUACCCAUACAUACAGUAUAAUAUGGAGUUAAUCUUUCUCAAAGGAUAUAGAAUGAAAAUAUGUUUUGACUUUUGAAAAAUGUUCACAGAAGCAUGAAUCAUUCUCUUAGCAUUAAUAAUUCUCUCUAAAUGCAGUAAUUGGCUGUUUGCUGUGGGCUAAAACGCUUCUGAACAUGUUCUUAUUGGAAAAUAAACUUCAGGGUGGUAACAGUGACUCCACUUCAUGAUAUCAGCACAACACCAAGUGUUUUAUUCCCUGCGUAGAUCAUUAAUGCAGAUAUAAUGCUUUAUGAUGUUUUUAAUUGAGAGAUGCAUUUUCAAUGUGAA
Messenger RNA from Neoarius graeffei (lesser salmon catfish), 2714 nucleotides. Its product is annotated as E3 ubiquitin-protein ligase TRIM39-like. The record is from RefSeq and is a predicted model, not a curated record. Bases 122 to 1891 code for a protein of 589 amino acids. Lineage: Eukaryota; Metazoa; Chordata; Actinopteri; Siluriformes; Ariidae. Gene Ontology annotation, molecular function: protein binding; zinc ion binding. The transcript has 7 exons.